CCAGAGCUCAACCCACGUCACCACGGGCACACGAGCGACUCUCCCAAACAUCUCCUCGCCCCGACAGCCACGGCCCAACUUGGCUCUUCGCAAUCGGCCGACACAAGCCACGACACGCCUGAAAGAGCAAAAAGGAACACAAUGGCUGCUCAGCUGCUGAGGCAGGCGGCUCGCGCCGGCGCACAAGUCCGAGCCCCCAUGGCGACUGCAUCCCGCGCAUUCCAGACCAGCGCUGCAUUGAGGCAGGACGUCGUUGCUGCGCCUGUCAAGAAGCCCGUUGGUGCUUUUCGCGGAGGGCUCUUUGGAUUUCUCCUCGGUGCAACAACAUCCGGCGCAGGCAUGUACUACUACGUUAUCGACGAAUACCGCGUCUCGAACCAGCUCUUGACCGAGGACAUCUACGCGCUUCAGUCCGCCGUGCAACGGAUAGAGGGCUACGUCCGCACGCUCGAGGAGAAGGUCGACGCGAAAAAGCGAUAAAUCCCUGCUAUGCCUGCUUCUCGCUGAGUGAUCGACAAUCUUUUGGCCGAAACCCGGUGGGACACAUGGCAGACAACGGCAGUCGACAUUCGACACUACACAUCAGGAGACCCCGGCACAGUGCGACGGAUAUGUACAAUACCACAAUCAUCUUUGUUCGCUUCACUUGAAAUUGCAACUUCAUGGCGAGCAUCCUGUUUCUCACGGGCUUGUUUGCUUGGCCGUAAUGCUGAUCAUCGGUGUACACAAUGAGUAAUGAUCAAUUAAUUCACAGC
This is a messenger RNA of Exserohilum turcica Et28A, 755 nucleotides long. RefSeq lists its product as uncharacterized. The record is from RefSeq and is a predicted model, not a curated record. The transcript has 3 exons. The coding region runs from base 142 to 480 and encodes 112 amino acids. Lineage: Eukaryota; Fungi; Ascomycota; Dothideomycetes; Pleosporales; Pleosporaceae.